AUUAUGGAGGCGUGGCUUACGUCCGGCGCCUCGCCAUUUUCCUGGCUAGCUUACUGCACAAACAUCUUCGUAGUGUUUCUCGUUGUUUGCAAGGAACCAAAUAACGAGUCACCAUAGUUAGUUAAAUUCUAACCAGUACCCGGCGACAUGGACGAGGAAUAUUAUAGUGGCGGCGGGGAUUGGGAAGGUCCGGACGCUAACACGGAGGAUUCAUAUAUUGAUGUGGAAAAUUUGGGAAAAAUCCAAGAGGAUUGUCUGAAGAAAUUUUCCAGCAAGGAUUACAUCAUGGAGCCUGCCAUUUUCAACACCCUUAAAAUGUAUUUCCAGGCAGGUGGUUCUCCAGAACACGUCAUCCAACUUCUGUCAGAAAACUACUCUGCAGUGGCUCAGACCGUCAACCUGCUGGCGGAGUGGCUCAUCCAGAUGGGUGUUGAGCCUGCACAAGUACAGGAACGAGUUGAGAAUCACCUUAAAAGUCUGCUGAUAAAGCACUUUGAUCCCCAAAAAGCAGAUUCCAUUUUCACCGUGGAGGGCGAGACACCCGCUUGGCUGGAGCAGAUGAUCGCUCACACGACUUGGCGAGACCUCUUCUACAAGCUGGCUGAGGCUCAUCCCGACUGUCUGAUGCUCAACUUCACCGUGAAGCUGAUUUCAGACGCAGGCUACCAGGGCGAAAUCACCAGUGUGUCGACGGCGUGCCAGCAGCUGGAGGUUUUCUCUCGGGUGUUGAGGACAUCCUUAGCUACGUUGCUGGAUGGAGGAGAGGAGAACCUGGAGAAGAACCUGCCAGAAUUUGCUAAAAUGGUGUGCCACGGUGAGCACACAUACCUCUUCGCUCAGGCUAUGAUGUCCAUCCUGGCCCAGGAAGAGCAAGGCGGCUCGGCUGUACGCCGGAUUGGUCAGGAGGUGCAGAAGUCGGCCCACAAGAGGGGCCACGAUGCCAGUCAGAUAACGCUGGCACUGGGCACGGCAGCGGCCUACCCUCGUGCCUGCCAGGCGCUGGGGGCCAUGUUGUCCAAAGGAGCCCUGAAUCCCGCUGAUAUCACUGUGCUCUUUAAGAUGUUCAGCAGCAUGGACCCACCUCCUGUGGAGCUGAUCAGAGUGCCAGCUUUUCUGGACCUCUUCAUGCAGUCGCUGUUCAAGCCUGGCUCAAAGAUUAAUCAAGAUCAUAAGCACAAAUAUAUUCACAUCCUGGCCUACGCCGCCAGCGUGGUCGAGACGUGGAAAAAGAACAAGCGAGUGAACAUCAACAAGGAUGAGCUCAAAUCAUCCUCGAAGGCCAUCGAGACGGUGCAUAACCUUUGCUGCAACGAAAACAAAGGCGCCACAGAGUUGGUGGCUGAGCUCGGUACGCUGUACCAGUGCAUACGGUUCCCAGUGGUUGCCAUGGGGGUUCUGAAGUGGGUGGACUGGACCGUUUCGGAGCCUCGCUACUUUCAGCUGCAGACCGAUCACACACCGGUCCAUUUGGCUCUGCUGGAUGAGAUUUGCACGUGUCAUCAGCUGCUGCACCCUCAGGUUCUUCAGCUGCUCAUCAAGCUCUUUGAGACCGAACACUCGCAGCUCGACGUAAUGGAACAGUUGGAGCUCAAGAAGACGCUCCUGGACCGGAUGGUGCAUCUGCUGAGUCGUGGUUAUGUCCUGCCUGUGGUUGGCUACAUUCGCAAGUGUCUGGAAAAGCUCAACACUGACAUCUCCCUCAUUCGCUAUUUUGUCACAGAGGUCCUAGACGUGAUCGCACCUCCAUACACGUCUGACUUUGUUCAGCUCUUCCUGCCCAUCUUGGAGAACGAUAGCAUCGCAGGAACAAUCCGCACGGAAGGCGAACACGACCCAGUUGCAGAAUUCAUCGCUCAUUGCAAGUCAAAUUUCAUCAUGAUUAAUUGAGGACAUUUGAUAUCAUAAAGAGCUGAAAGACAUCUUUUGGAUUGACCGGUCUGAUGACGCAACUUGGGACUUGUGGCCUAGGAGAUAAACUGCGAGCUACUUGAGAUGCAGCUUCAGGACAGCUUUGUCUCCGCACAGUGAGAAGGCCACAGAGCAUCUCCUAAAGACUGACAUUGUCAGCACAAUCAUUGUGUGAAAUAACUUAUGUGCAACCUUUUGUACUAUGAAGGCACGCUUUAAUCACUUCAGCGGAACUCAGAGCAGAGCAACAUGACAGUGGUUCACCAUUCAUUUUAAGAUAUGUUGCUUAUUUUUAUUUUAAGAUAAAAACAAGUCUUUUGUGAUUUUCAA
Molecule: messenger RNA, 2238 nt
Organism: Syngnathus typhle (broad-nosed pipefish)
Lineage: Eukaryota; Metazoa; Chordata; Actinopteri; Syngnathiformes; Syngnathidae
Gene: nelfcd
Product: negative elongation factor complex member C/D
Exons: 15
Coding region: 148-1887 (579 amino acids)
Biological process (GO): negative regulation of transcription elongation by RNA polymerase II
Cellular component (GO): nucleus; NELF complex
Molecular function (GO): RNA binding
Source: RefSeq, a predicted model, not a curated record